AUGGGCAGCCGACCGCGCAGUCCCACCGCCUACCCUGAGGACCCGUGGGACCCGCAGGACGGAGGACCCGGCCCUGCCAAGCGCCGCCGAACCGAGGAGCCCAGGCGCCUGAAGUCCGACGUGGACAAUCUGACAGGAUCUACGGCUGCAGACGCGCUCACAUGCGUAGUGGUUCUGCCCGCUGGCUGUGCCCUGCAUCUGCCCCUGGACAACGUAGAUCUGGUACUGGAGCCCGAGCCCACGUCCGUGCUGCAGGUGGCUCUCGAAGAUUUUAUCCUCACACUGGUCCCCGAGGCUCUCUUGGGCUCGAGGGUGGAAGGCCCGUCGGGACAGGUCCUUGAACGGGCCUCUGUCCUGAGCCCUCCCGGGGAGUACACGGCUCUGGAACCGGGAUUCUGCGCAGCUGUGCCAGAGGUCGCCUGCGAAGAAGAGGCCAACGCGGACGACGCCGACUUGGGCGCUGACUUCCUGUCACCUGGGAUGGAUGUGGCAGGCGACCUCAUCCCUGGGCUCCUCAGCCCAGCCGCCAGGGUGUGGCGCUCCGACGCACAGGGUUUCUUCCCAGAGUUCUGGCCUCGAGCGCCUAACCCUAGUGCAGAGAGACGCUCUUCUCACCACGACGACCACCUGGACGUGCACCUUCUAGAGCCCUUUCCCAACUCACCACUCCAACCUCUACCGCCCUCUCCAAGUCCGAGCCCUCAUGAGCGCCCCCAGCGCCCUCACGGUCCUGCGCGCAAGGCUCGAAGAUGUCUGUUUCCAGAAUGA
This is a messenger RNA of Rangifer tarandus platyrhynchus (Svalbard reindeer), 768 nucleotides long. Lineage: Eukaryota; Metazoa; Chordata; Mammalia; Artiodactyla; Cervidae. The record is from the annotation of a GenBank genome assembly.